Messenger RNA from Macrosiphum euphorbiae (potato aphid), 2448 nucleotides. NCBI's taxonomy places the organism in Eukaryota, Metazoa, Arthropoda, Insecta, Hemiptera, Aphididae. The record is from the annotation of a GenBank genome assembly.
AUGACAAUUAUGCAAGGCCCAAAGCCCUCUUCAAAUUGGUCUAUACAUCCUGUAAAAGUUUUAGAACAAUUUGAAAAUUAUGAAUCAGCAGCUGCAAAAGAGAUAGCAAUCUAUAUAUCAUCCAGUGCUGAGUCACAAAAUGAAUCAGAUAGUAAUAUGUCAGUAUCUGAUAGAGAAAAAAAUGAUGAUAAUUCUAGCUCGAGCAGUGAUGAAGAUAUAAUAAAUGUAAAAAAGAAAGCAAAAACAAAUACAUCACAUUCAAAUUACAAUGCUAACUGUAUAUCAUCUGCUUUGAAAACAUUAUAUGAAAAUGGCUCAACAUCAUACAACAACGAUAACUUUACACAACAUAUUUUAAAUCCUGAAGCAUCUACAAAAGUAAAUCAAAUUCCGGCGACUGAAGUCAAUUUAAAUAAUGCUGAUUCAUUAUCUCAUAAUAACAAUUUACUAACAAAUCAAAUGUAUACUUAUAAUAAUUUUGACAUUUCAAAUUCUGCAAUACAAUCAUCACAAGGAAGAAAUAAUUUGAUGCCAAUCGGUUCAAGUAUCAACACUAAAUCCCCAACGGCUUUUGGGCAAAACUUUGAUUUUGAUAAUUUACCUGAUUUAGAAAAUAUUGGAUACGACCAAAGAAAAAUAGAGGAUACAAAUCUAAAUCUGUACUUAACCAGAAUAGAUAAAAAAUUAGAUAUUAUUUUAGAUAUUCUUAAACAUCAUCCUGCAACUUCAAAUCACUCUUCUUCAAUAGAUACAACAUUUUUAGAUAAAUUCCCUAUAAAUGAUGUUGAGACUUUGAAAAAUGUAGAUGAAAUGUUUAAAACAGAUCAGGAGUAUUUGACAAAAUUGACAAAUCUGAUUUCUUCAAUUGGUGGCUCGAGUGCAAAAAAUUUUAUUAAACGUGUUUUAUCAAAAAUAUUUACUAACGAACUCGCUUCUAAAUGUUCCUGGACAGGGCAGAAGCAAAACUUUCGCUUGGACAAUUUAAUGAUAAUACAAACUAUGAAAAGACUUAGUCACGAACUUUAUAAAAAUGAUGAGAAUACUUUUGAGUUGCUGAUUAAAGAAUGGUUCAGGCAUGGGGCCCAGCGCUUAAAGAGAGCUGUUAUCAUUCCUCGAAAGAAGCGGAAACAAAUUGAAAAUAUGUCUCUUCGUCACUUCAAGCGACUGCUUGGUACUACUGACCCUGGAAAAUCUGCUCGUUUUAGUGCGCCAAAAGCUCAAGGCUCAUUAAUUAAAAAGGUAUGUCUAUCUCCAACAACAACAGCAACAACAACAACAACAAUAAUACACAAUCAAUAUCCCAAUGUAGAAUCUAUUGAAAAUGAUAAACUUUAUUCAAGUACUGAUGCACAUAUUGGUUUUGAGUUUUUAAAUGAAUUUGACAUAUUACCUGAAUCAGAACUACAAUCAAAAAUGCCUAUUACAUGCAGUAGCCAUGUUGAAAUAGUUCCAGGGUAUGUUCCUAAUAUAAAAGAAAAACUCCAACAGUGGGUUUUAGAAUCUAAUACAUCAAAAAAUAAUGUUAAUAAACUGUUGAAAAUUUUGCGAUCAGAAGGAUUAGAUUUACCCACUGAUGUUAGAACUUUAAUGAAUACACCUAGAUCUCAUACAAUAGUAGAAAUACCUCCAGGGAUAUACAUUCAUUUUGGAUUAAAAAAAAUGUUGCUAUAUUUUAUAGACACCCAUAAACAUAUCUUAGACAAUUUCAAUGAAAUUAAUUUAAGCAUAAAUAGUGAUGGAUUACCCUUAUCAAAAAGUUCAAGGCAACAGUUUUGGCCAAUACUUUGUGUAAUAUCUAAUGUUCCUCAAUUAUCCCAAGUAGUUUUUGCAAUAGGUAUAUAUUAUAGUAACGAAAAGAAACCAGAAUCCAUUGAAAGUUAUUUAAAUAUGUUUGUUAGUGAAACUGUUGAGUUAAUAAAUAGUGGAAUUAAAGUUGGCAAUAAAAUUAUGAAUGUAAAUGUUAGUAAUGUGAUAUGUGAUUCUCCGGCUAGGGCGUUUCUUUUAAAUGUGAAAGGGCAUAAUUCACGUGUGGGCUGUAACACAUGUACUGAGGAAGGAGUAUUUAAGGAUAGAAGGAUGACAUUUUUGGGUGUAAAUAGCCCAUUGAGAACUGAUACUACCUUUAGAAGUAGGUCUGAUGAAGAAUAUCACAAAGGGUUUAGUCCAUUAGAACUCUUACCCAUUGAUAUGAUUAAAGAUAUACCAUCAGAUUAUUUGCAUGUAGUUCUUUUAGGGGUGAUGAAAAGACUAUUAAAAUUUUGGGUUAGGGGAAAAAAAUCUGUGAGAUUACCUAUAGAUAAGCUGAAUGAUUGUGAUUCUGAGUUAAGCAGUUUGAGAGAUUACUUUCCAUCAGAGUUUGUUAGAUUACCAAGAGGACUAAACGAUAUAGAAAACUAUAAAGAAAAUAAGGCUAUUGCCAUGACUUUAAGUCAUAAUACAUUUAUUUGA